AUGAAAUUGGCAAAUACAAUUGUGAACAAAGCCCAAACUAUAAAUCAAGCUACACACCAAACCAUCCAGCAAAAUGUAUCAGAAAACUCAGUUCAUCCAAGAAAGCGUUUGCGCAGCGAGCUUGAAAAUGUACCCGUAUCCAGUAAUGAUUGCGAAGAUGACGAUCUUGAUGACCUCUUUCCUUCUGCUACUGAUCAAGACGACAAGGACGACGACUCCAUUGACAGAUUAUUUAAUUCAAAUAAUGAUGCUGAGGCAAACGUUGAUUUCGAUAGUUUACCCACGAUGGUGAAUCCAAAAUUGAACCAAGCAGUUCGCAGCAAGCUUCAAACUAAUGCCAAGUAUGCUGUCGGUGAUACUGAAUACCAAAAUCUGUUCGCGCAAUAUAAGAAGAAACGCCUCAACGAUCUUUCAUAA
Mucor velutinosus is the source of this 417-nucleotide messenger RNA. Its product is annotated as ETF domain-containing protein. The coding region runs from base 1 to 417 and encodes 138 amino acids. The record is from RefSeq and is a predicted model, not a curated record. Lineage: Eukaryota; Fungi; Mucoromycota; Mucoromycetes; Mucorales; Mucoraceae. The transcript is spliced from 4 exons.